Pelagomonas calceolata is the source of this 2415-nucleotide messenger RNA. Lineage: Eukaryota; Pelagophyceae; Pelagomonadales; Pelagomonadaceae. The record is from the annotation of a GenBank genome assembly.
UGGCAUUGAUCUAGUACUCACAGCGCAGAGACAAGUGUGAGGUAGCGCUCGUAGGAUUCACAGCAGACAUCAUCUCUUAGCGGCGAGCGGCUGCGCGCACGCUGGAGUCGCCCGGAGCCUGUGCGCCGAGGUGACCCAUCAGGCACAUCCUCCAUGGAGAGCAGCACGCCAAGUCAAGAAGAGAAGUGGGAGGGGUUAAGGGUGCGAUGCCCGCCGCUGGAUGCGCUGGUAACUAUGCAGUUGAGGAAUGUUCGUAGAGCCCAGAUAGAAAGCAACCACCGCUCGUUUUUUGCCGGCCCGUUUGAUGCGCUACUCGUGGGCACCUGCGGUGUGCAGGCGUGGUCGGCGCCGCUCGUGCGACUGCUGAGCGCUGAUGCCCGCAAAGUUGUGGAGUCGUUCCUACGGCCGCGGAUCACGGAGCGCGCGGCCACCGUGCUGCGGAACGCCGCAGAGAAGUUCCUGACGGGAGUUUUUAACUCGGCUUUGAUGGUCGCAUGUGACUGCCGCAAUGCGACGGUCGUGUGGCCGUGCGACAUCGAGGACGCGAUCAAGAUAUGUGGUUUUGAUAGAGUUGCGGGGACGGGCCGACCGCAAGCGGGCUGCGCCUGCGCCGGGCUGGUUUCGGCGUCGACGGCAUCGACGCAUCCCGCGCCGCCCGAUGUUACGAAUUCGGAAGAGGCGCAGACGGCGCCCGCGGUCGUGUGGCGCCGCCGACCGAUGACGUGGUGCGAGGCGGCUCCGCUCGACGGUUCGUCGCCGCAGUGCGCCAUCCGUCGAUCGAUGCGGUGGAUCGCGAGCCGCGCGGGCAUCACACACCUCGCGCCAGGCGCGCUCGACGCGGCGUCCUCGGCAUUGUGCGCUUUUCUAUCUACUGUCAUCGCGAAGGCCCGCGGCGUCGGGCACCCGUUGCUGCGUGAAGCCGCGGAGUCCGAUUUGAGAGUUGAACGGCUCGUGGCCCUCGUCCACACGUCUUGCGCGGCGCCGCUUUCCUCUGACGACGAGAGCGAGGCCGAGUCCGACGAGAGCGAGCGGGAACCUUGGAUGACGGAUGACUCAGAUUCGGAUGCGUCGGACAUACGUUACGCGUGGGAGCAUACGCUACGGACGCGCUGGACUGAAGCGCCGGGAUACGAACUGACGGAGAGCGUGGUACUUCGCGCGCUCGCGGGACUUGAUUACGCUGUUUUCAGCGACCGUCAGCCUCUCAGCGACAUGGCCGCCGACUACUACAAGCGGUGUUCCCGGGACGUGCUGGGUAUGCUGCGUGACGGGGUCCUUGAUAUGGAGCAGUUUGCGACGGACCGGGGCGAAGGAGAAGGCAUCGACGACCGCUACUUCGGGCUCCGGCUGACGAAGUCUGCUACGCAAGGGCCUCAGGAUCCCGUCCCCGAGCGGUGGUGCGGCGCGGUCGGGUGCCCCUGCCCAAGUUGCGGUAGAGAGUGCCUACUCUGGCUCGUCACGUAUGCAGGGAGAGCCGAAGUGAUCUCAGUGCAGCCCGUGGUCGACCUGGACGCGGUCCGCGUCGCAGAGAGGCACGCAGGGGAACGCUGGACGGGCUGCGUUUAUGUUGACCGCGAUCCGCCUGCCGCGCCUUCGAAGCUCUCGACCGUGCUCCCGGCGCGCCAGCGCCCCCUGCGCCAGGGGAUGGGCGGCGCUGAUCUCACGGCACGGGCCCAAAGGACUUUGACGGAGACUGCCGCGCGCCGCGCGGGAUUUACACACUGGGCCCCGGAAGUCGAAGGCCUCGUCGGCGAGCUCGUCAAGAAGUGGGGCGUGGAGAUCGCAGUGCUAGCGAGAGGUUUUCAUCUGCACGAGACAUCCAACCGCGAACCGCGGACGAUCGUUUACCGUCAAGUUGCUGAGGACUCCAUAGGCACAGACGAGUUACUUAUGGAGGAGGUCCAGCGCGAAAUUUCGGUCGCGGCGUAUUCCGGUCCGCUCACCUUCUCCAACGUCGCGCGCGCGGUUGUUACGUUGCUGGAAAGGACGCAGAAACGGUUGCCAGUGUUGUAUGUGCGACCGUUCGACGCUGCCGCGGACGCGGCCGCGGCGUUGCGCGCCGCGCUGCCGUACGCUGAGCCUCUUCUCGGUCCCAACGAGAUGGGUGCUGUGAUUGAACUCGCCGAGGAAUUUGUGGGCCCGGUACUCCCAUACCCGCCAACAACAGUGACGUUCGAUACCGAAGCGAACGAACUCAUGUCACGCGUCUUCGCGCAUCGCCUCGCCUGGUUGUUUCAUCGGGCGCGACGCGUGUCGCCGCAGUUUGAUCUGCCGGGCGGCAGCCGUGGACCCGUCCUGGUCCCGCAUGUCCUGUCCGUCAUCGACUCAAGCGGCGACAAUUUGGCGGGGUUUGGUCCACUUGGUCCACGCACUGGGUAUCACUGAACGAACGACGAGUAAAUUUGAGUCAAGAAA